UAAUAUUAUAUAUGUUAACCCCAACUCACUCAUCCAUACUUGCUCUACUUUCAUUCCCCACCCACCAUGGAGGCUAGUACUAGACUAUUUGCAGGGUCUCAUAACAGCAAUGAGCUUGUGGUGAUCCAAGGAAAUGAUGAGCCUAAGCAAGUGAAAAACUUAGAUGGACAGCUUUGUGAGAUAUGUGGUGAUUCUGUGGGACUUACUGUGGACGGAGACUUGUUUGUAGCUUGUGAAGAGUGUGGCUUCCCGGUAUGCAGGCCGUGCUAUGAGUAUGAAAGAAGGGAAGGGACUCAAGGUUGCCCUCAGUGCCAUACAAGAUACAAGCGAAUCAAAGGAAGCCCAAGAGUGUCUGGAGAUGAAGAUGAAGAUGAUGUGGAUGAUAUUGAACAGGAAUUUAAAAUGGAAGAAGAAAAGUACAAGCUCAAGCAAGAAGAGAUGCUGCAAGGGAAGAUGAAACAUGGAGAUGAUGAUGAGAAUGCUAAACCAUUACUGGUGAAUGGGGAGCUGCCCAUAUCUUCUUACAGCAUUGUAGAACCUGCAGGUGGUGAAAAAUUGGAUGACAAGGAGAAAACAGAUGACUGGAAGUUGAAUCAAGGCAACCUAUGGCCUGAAACUGCUGCCCCAGUUGAUCCUGAAAAGAACAUGAAUGAUGAAACAAGACAGCCACUCUCAAGGAAAGUAGCAAUACCUUCAGGCAGACUCAGUCCCUAUAGAAUGAUGGUGGUGACUCGGCUCCUCCUUCUACUACUCUUCAUUCAGUAUAGAAUAUUCCACCCAGUGCCCGAUGCAAUUGGACUCUGGUUAAUUUCUGUAGUAUGUGAAAUCUGGCUUACAUUGUCAUGGAUAGUUGAUCAGCUUCCCAAAUGGUUUCCCAUUGACCGCGAGACAUACCUUGAUCGCCUUUCAAUCAGGUUUGAACCGGAGAACAAGCCGAAUAUGCUAUCUCCUGUUGAUAUCUUUGUCACAACUGUAGAUCCAAUAAAGGAACCUCCUCUAGUUACAGCCAAUACUGUUCUUUCAAUCUUGGCCUUGGAUUAUCCUGCUCACAAAAUCUCAUGCUACGUUUCUGAUGAUGGAGCUUCCAUGCUCACCUUUGAAGCUCUUCAGGAAACUGCUGAAUUUGCUCGAAAGUGGGUACCUUUUUGCAAAAAAUUCUCUGCAGAACCUCGAGCACCAGAGAGGUACUUCUCACAGAAGAUAGAUUUUCUGAAGGAUACGCUUCAGUCCACUUAUGUAAAAGAACGCCGUACUAUGAAGAGAGAAUAUGAAGAAUUUAAGGUGAGGAUAAAUGCACUUGUAGCAAAAUCCUUGAGAGUUCCCCCAGAAGGUUGGACUCUGAAAGACGAGACACCAUGGCCAGGAAACAAUACAAAAGAUCAUCCAAGCAUGAUACAAAUCCUUCUUGGUCAUAGUGAAGGCCAUGAAGGUAAUGAGCUUCCAUGUCUUAUCUACAUUUCUCGAGAGAAAAGGCCAGCAUUUCAGCAUCAUAGCAAAGCUGGUGCAAUGAACGCCUUGCUUCGUGUAUCAGCAGUGCUAAGCAAUGCUCCUUUUGUGCUCAACUUGGAUUGCAAUCAUUAUGUGAAUAACAGCAAAGUCGUGCGAGAAGCUAUGUGUUUCUUUAUGGACAUACAAUUUGGGAAUAGCAUUGGCUUUGUCCAGUUUCCACUAAGAUUUGACAGCCUUGAUAGGAAUGAUCGUUAUGCCAACAAAAACACUGUUUUAUUUGAUAUUAACUUGAGGUGCCAAGAUGGACUUCAGGGACCUGCUUAUAUUGGCUCAGCAUGUAUCUUCAGAAGGAAAGCUUUAAAUGGCUUUGAUCCUCCAAAGGCUUCAAAACGCCAACGAGAAGUACAAGUGCACUCAAAACAGGAUGAAAGUGGAGAGGAUGGAAGCAUAAAAGAAGCAACAGAUGAAGACAAGCAGCUAUUGAAGUCACAUAUGAAUGUUGAAAAUAAAUUUGGGAACUCUACACUUUUUAUGAAUUCUUCAUUAACAGAAGAAGGUGGUGUUGAUCCAUCUUCAAGUCAGGAAGCUCUGCUUAAAGAAGCCAUUCAUGUCUUGAGUUGUAGAUAUGAAGAUAGAACUCUCUGGGGAUAUGAGGUAGGUUUGAGCUAUGGAUCUAUAGCAGCAGAUGUUCUUACAAGUUUGAAGCUGCAUUCUCGUGGCUGGAGAUCUGUAUACUGCAUGCCAAAGAGAGCAGCAUUCAGAGGCACAGCUCCUAUCAACCUUACCGAACGACUUAAUCAGGUGCUCAGAUGGGCAGUGGGAUCACUUGAGAUCCUAUUCAGCCGCCAUUGCCCGAUAUGGUAUGGCUUCAAGGAAGGAAGACUCAAGGGGCUCCAGAGGAUUGCCUAUAUUAACAGCACUGUCUACCCCUUCAGCUCAAUACCCCUCCUAAUAUAUUGUCUCAUUCCUGCCAUUUGCUUGCUCACUGAUAAAUUCAUCACACCAUCGGUAGACACUUUUGCAAGUAUGAUCAUCAUUUCCCUGUUCAUCUCAAUCUUUGGAUCUGCUAUUCUUGAGUUGAGAUGGAGUGGAGUUAGCCUAGAGGAGUGGUGGAGAAGUCAGCAAUUCUGGGUCAUUGGCAGUGUGUCUGCACACCUCUUUGCCGUUGCACAAGCCCUUAUGGGAGGCCUGGCUAAAAAAGUCAACAAAAACUUCAGUGUUGUAUCCAAGGCCCCGGAUGAUGAAGAGUUUCAUGAACUCUACACCAUAAGAUGGACAGCACUGCUAGUACCUCCAACCACAAUCAUAAUAAUCAACCUCAUUGGUGUUGUAGCUGGUUUCACAGAUGCCAUAAACAGUGGUGCACAUUCUUAUGGAGCACUGCUUGGGAAGCUCUUCUUUUCUUUAUGGGUUAUUGCUCAUCUCUAUCCCUUCCUUAAAGGUUUGAUGGGUAGGCAGAACAGGACACCUACUCUUAUUGUCAUAUGGUCUGUGCUUUUGGCUUCUAUCUUCUCAUUGGUUUGGGUAAGGCUUGACCCUUUUGUGUUGAAAACAAAGGGGCCUGAUGUAAAGCAAUGUGGAAUCAGUUGCUGAAUCCAUUUUUACCAAAAAUAAUGUGAGAGUGAAUUGUGAAACAACGUGCAACAUGUCAUUUUAUUUUUCUAUUUUGAUUUUCAAUAAGGGAAAGGAGAUAGCGGAGAGCAUUGUACUUAAUUUUUGUAAGUAGGAAUAAAGUGUUCUUGUGAUU
Molecule: messenger RNA, 3196 nt
Organism: Lotus japonicus
Lineage: Eukaryota; Viridiplantae; Streptophyta; Magnoliopsida; Fabales; Fabaceae
Product: cellulose synthase A catalytic subunit 7 [UDP-forming]-like
Exons: 13
Coding region: 67-3042 (991 amino acids)
Biological process (GO): plant-type primary cell wall biogenesis; cellulose biosynthetic process
Cellular component (GO): trans-Golgi network; plasma membrane
Molecular function (GO): cellulose synthase (UDP-forming) activity
Source: RefSeq, a predicted model, not a curated record